CAACUCUACUAGAUUUAUUUCUUUUUAUCUCACAACUUAAAAUGUUUUCCAUCUUUUGUAUUAUUUUGCCGGUUAUUAGCGCGCUCAUCACUGUAUAAUGAAUGAUACCAAACUAGCAGUAGAUACAUACUAAGUAUCAGCUGCUCUUCUUAAUAUCCCGAUAAAUAUCAAGUGGUAGAUAAUUUCGACAAUAAGAUAAGAGGUAGUUACAUUUAUAUUUAUAUCCGAGGAUAAAUAAAUGUCAGUUAACCAUAAGUGGUGUACUUCGAAUGGCAGAGAUGAUUAGGUACGCCAUACUACUGGUUGUUUUGGCAACCACAGCCGCAGCCAUUGACAAAACAGUCUUCAAAAGCUGUUCCGAACGACCAUUUUGCAAUCGUCUCCGUAACUAUGUGGUCGAUGAUAAAUCCAAAUACUCAGCCGAUGUAUAUUCCGCAUCUAUCAAAGACAACAUACUGACGGUACCUUUGAAGAACGAAAACGGCAACAGCUUGAACCUGCUUGUCUCUAUGUUCGAAGGCAACAAAAUAAGGGUUAAAGUUGAAGACCCAGAUAGCAAAAGAUUUGAACUUGGAGAUAUCGUCAUCAUCGAAGAACUAAAAGAGUUACCAUUGGUGAGUGACACAUUGGAUGGUACAGAUGGUAGCCUAUUAGUGACCCCUAAAGAUGAGUCUCUUCCUUAUAAAGUGGUUAUUGAUGCAGGACCACCCCUAAAUAUAACUUUCUACUACGGCGGAUUGAAACAAGUUGUUCUAGAUGGUGAAAGAUUAGUGUAUGAAAGCACUGAUGAAAGUAAAGCAUUUACUUUCAAAGCAGACUUCCCUGAAGCGAACAGACUAUACGGGCUAUUGGAUCACGCUUGGAGUUUGGCUUUGGGAGAUACCAAUAAUGGUACUGCUGAAUCUGGAGAUCCGCUCCGUCUUAGAAAUUCUGAUUCUUGGGGCUACGAAGCCAAUUCUCCAAUGGCCCUGUAUGGAGCCAGACCAGUAGUCUACGGUCAUUCUGCAAACAAAACCUCUGGUAUUUUCCUACAUAACGCAGCUGAACAAUGGAUAGAUGCUUCUUCUGGAUCAGAGGGCAAGGACCCAUCAGUUUAUUUCAUCGUAGAGAGAGCAGCGUUUGAUCUAUUCAUACUUCUAGGGCCUACUCCCAAAGAAAUCGUUAGGCAGUUUACAGGACUAACAGGCAAAGCUCAUUUACCUCAGAUCUGGGCACUCGGUUACCACCAGUGCAGAUUUUCCUACAAAUCCCAAGACGACGUAAAAGACGUAGUAGCUCGUUUGGAUGAAAACGAUUUUCCCUGGGACGCCAUUUGGUUAGACGGUGACCACACAGAUGACUACAAAUGGUUCCACUGGAACCACACCACUUACACUGAUCCCGUUGAGCUACAACAAAACAUUUCUGCUACCGGAAGGGUCUGCGUUUCAAUUUCUGAUCCCCACAUCAAAGUCGACGAUGAUUACGACGUCUAUGCCGGAGCUAAGGGCAAAUACUUCACCAAAUGGGCAAACGGAAGUGAAUAUGUUGCUGAUUGUUGGCCCGGAGCAUCCAGCUGGAUCGACUAUUUGAACCCUGAAGCCGCUGACUAUUACUCGACUUGGUUUUCUUUUGAAAAAUUCAACGGUAGUACUCCAACGUUGGCUGGAAUCUGGAACGACAUGAAUGAACCUGCUGUAUUUGAUGAUAGUACAGAAAAGACCAUGCCUUGGGAGGUACAGCAUUAUGGAGGUGUCGAACACGGAGAUAUUCAUAAUAUCUACGGUCUUCUUCAUGUCAAAUCCACCCACAAAGGUCUAAUGGCUAGAGACCAAAAUGCAAAACGUCCUUUCGUUCUAACCAGAUCCAACUUCGCAGGAUCACAAAGAUACGCUGCUAUGUGGACCGGUGAUAACAGCGCCACUUGGGAACACUUUGCCAACUCCAUUUCUGAAUGCAUGAAUGCCAAUAUGCUGGGAAUGGUAUUCUGUGGAGCUGAUAUCGGAGGCUUCAUCGGCGAUCCGUCCGACGAACUUUUACAAAGAUGGUAUCAGGGAGCAGUUUGGACUCCUUUCUUUAGAGGACACUCCAGCAGAGAGAGCAAACGACGUGAGCCAUAUCUAUUUUCCAAAGAUGUUCAAGAUGUCAUCCGAAAUGCUUUAAGACUGCGUUAUCAACACAUUCCAGCUAUCUACACCCUCUUCUACGAACAUACAGUUACAGGAGACCCUAUUAUCAGCCCACUCUACUAUCAAUACCCACGAGUUAACGACAGAGAUACUCAAACAAUGAUUGGUGCUGAUAUAAUGUCAGUUGCUGUCACCAAACCUGGUGUAAAAUCUGUCGAAGUCUAUUUCCCUGGUGGCUACUCUGACACUGAUCCCUUCGACAAACAGACCGACUUCUGGUAUAGAGCUGAUCAGAAGCAAUUCUCCCAAUAUAGAGCUGGACUAGUUGAACAGAUAGAAGUGGACAUCACUAGCUCGCCAGUGUUCUACAGAGCUGGAAGCAUCGUCUUCGUCCUUGAAACCCCCAGAAAAUCAGCAGUUGAGGCCAAGGAUGACUUCUACUCGAUAUAUGUCAACGUUGAUAGAAGGAAUUCAGCUAAGGGUCGUCUAUACAAAGAUGAUUUGUACAGCUUCAAUUAUCAAAAGGACAACUACUUCUAUAGUGAAGCCAAGUGGAUUCCAGGAUCUGAAAAAAUGUAUAUGACGACAAUUAGCGGUACACCCGAUCAAAGCAUCAGAGUAUUUUACGUUAAAGUUGUAGUACAUGAACUACUAGAGUCUGAAACAGGUGAACUACAAAUCAAGAAAUCAAUGUUUACGAAAACUUCAGGUGGAAUUCCUCUUCAUAAAAUUGAUAUAGCCAAAGCAUUAAGAGAAGGAAAUGGAACAUUAGAACUCAGCUUUUAAUAUAAUGUUGUAUUUUGUCAAUAUUAUAUGAGCUUCUAUUAUUUUUUACCAUAAAAUAUUCCAAAAAUUA
Molecule: messenger RNA, 2964 nt
Organism: Diabrotica virgifera virgifera (western corn rootworm)
Lineage: Eukaryota; Metazoa; Arthropoda; Insecta; Coleoptera; Chrysomelidae
Product: neutral alpha-glucosidase C-like
Exons: 16
Coding region: 270-2894 (874 amino acids)
Biological process (GO): N-glycan processing; carbohydrate metabolic process
Molecular function (GO): carbohydrate binding; alpha-glucosidase activity
Source: RefSeq, a predicted model, not a curated record